AAAAAAUAUUUCUAUUUUAUUUAUGUUCUAUGACCAUUGGACAAAAUGUAGAAAAGCAAAAUUUAUCCAUUGUAAUUUUAGAAGAGCUUCAACAAGAGGACCUAAAUGUGGAGUUUAAUAAUAUUUUUUCCGAAAUUGGUAACGCUGAGCAUAUUUCUUUCAGUGUUAUUUACGUUCAAGUCGAUCGAGAUCAACUUAGUGACAGUUUUGACCGUUUGUGCUCAUUUUUAUCAUCUGGAGUGGUUGUAUUAAUUGAUAUAACUUGGUAUCCAGUAUGGCCUGAAUUGAAUAAUUUUUUGCGCACUACAAAUGUACCAUAUAUUCAUCUAGACGUUACAAUCAAGCCAUUUGCUCGUGCAUUUUUCAAAUUUAUUGAAUUCACCGAUACACAUGAUUGUGCAAUGAUUUUUCAAAAUGAAAAAGAACAAUAUGAAGGUAUUUAUGAGGUCCUUAAUCAAUAUUCCAUUCGUUCCAUAACAUUUGACGGACUUAAUGAGACAACUGCUCAAAGGAUACUAAAGAUGCGGCCAAUGCCGAGAAACUUUGUAGUUUUUGCUCGUCCCCGUGAAAUGUCCAUAUUUUUCGAAAAUGCUCUUAAGUUUAAAGUUAUCGAACGCUUUAAUCGUUGGCGUUUAUUUUAUUUGGACUUUGUUGAUACAACCGCCGUUCAAGAGCUUGUAAUGCAAUAUCCAGAACUUAUUACUUUGACACCAAGUUUGGAUAUGUGCUGUAAAUACAUUUAUUUGGAUGUGAAUGAUAAGAAUUGCUUAUGUGAUGGAAAAAUAACGAUCUUGAACACUUUUAUUCGCGAAGUCAUCAAUAAACUAGUAAUGGUUUUUCGUGAAGAUAAUUUCAGAUCAUCCGUAUUCGAUUGUUCUGUGUUUAUAAACCGAACGUCAGAUUUAAGCACACAAACAAAUCGUUUAGAUUCAAACGAAUUUGAAAAUCGUUUGGUUGAAAAAGUAGCGCAAUCUUCACUGUUAAAAUUUUACAAAAAUUCCUCAUUUGAUAUAGAAUUCUAUUUGAAUAUUAUGGUUUUCGGUCGAGACGGAAAUGAAAUACCAUUUCCCAUUGAUGAAUCUAUUGUUCUCACAGAACUGGCUAUGAUUGAUAAUUCUGCCUUCAGUUCCACGCCGAACGUGUCACUCAAAGCACCACGUCGCUUUUUUCGGAUUGGUGUGGCUGAGGCCAUUCCGUGGUCUUACAUUAAAAUGGAUUCAAAAACUGCGAUGCCACUUCUAGAUGAAUUAGGCAAUUAUCAAUGGGAAGGUUAUUGUAUCGAUUUUGCAAAACGAUUAUCAGAAAAAUUGGAUUUUGAUUAUGUACUAGUUCCUCCGCGUUCUGGUCUAUUUGGCGAUAGAGUUCCGAAUUUAAAUAAAAAGUAUAAUGGAGAAUGGGAUGGAUUGGUUGGAGACUUAAUUACAGGGGAAAUCGAUUUGGCAGUCGCUCCAAUGAAAAUGACGGCUGAACGUGAAGAAGUAAUCGAUUUUGUUGCACCUUAUUUUGAACAAACGGGCAUUCUCAUUGUUAUUCGUAAACCUGUUCGACAAACAUCGCUUUUCAAGUUUAUGACAGUCUUGCGUGUUGAAGUCUGGUUGAGCAUAGUCGGUGCCAUAAUUACAACCUCAAUAAUGCUUUGGAUUUUGGAUAGAUAUUCACCAUACAGCGCCAAAAACAACAAAGACGCGUAUCCCUAUCCAUGUCGUGAAUUUACAUUUAAAGAAAGUUUGUGGUUUUCAAUGACCAGUUUCACACCUCAGGGAGGUGGCGAAGCGCCCAAAUCUCUUUCGUCUCGAACUCUAGUCGCGGCGUAUUGGCUCUUUGUUGUCUUAAUGCUUGCAACCUUCACCGCUAAUCUGGCUGCCUUCUUGACCGUAGAAAGAAUGCAAACUCCUGUCCAAAGUUUGGAUCAAUUGGCAAGACAAAGUCGUAUAAAUUACACCGUGGUUGAAGGAUCUGACACACAUAAAUACUUUAUCAAUAUGAAAUUUGCUGAGGAUACUCUGUAUCGUAUGUGGAAAGAGCUAACUCUGAACAGUACAUCGGACCAAACUCAGUACAGAGUAUGGGAUUAUCCGAUUAAAGAGCAGUACGGACAUAUAUUGCUUGCUAUAAAUUCUUCAAAUCCCGUUUCGAAUGCAUCACAAGGAUUUCAAAAAGUCAGGGAACAUAUUAAUGCCGAUUAUGCAUUCAUUCAUGAUUCAUCAGAAAUCAAGUAUGAAAUAUCGAAAAGUUGUGAAUUGAUUGAAGUGGGAGAAGUUUUUGCAGAACAACCAUACGCAUUGGCUAUUCAACAAGGGAGCCAGUUACAGGAUGAAUUAAGUCGGGCAAUAUUAGAACUUCAGAAGGACCGAUUCUUUGAGUCAUUGACAGCAAAGUACUGGAAUCACUCGUCCAAAGCUUCUGAAUGUCCAAACAACGAUGAAAGUGAGGGUAUUACACUUGAAUCUUUGGGAGGCGUUUUUAUUGCAACGCUUUUUGGACUCUUACUGGCCAUGAUAACUUUAGUGAUUGAAGUGAUUUACUAUAGAAGACGCGAUGCCCGAGAGAAUGCCGUUCAACCAGUUACUCCACCUCCGUCUUAUGAUGAACAAAACCUGAAAAGAUCCUCAAAAAAAUUUGGAAGAAAUAAUAAUGAAAGCAUGGUUACACUUGGAGGUGAAAAAUUUAUACCAGCUUCUCUUUCACAGCGUAUUCCGUACAUUCCCACUGCAUACUCACGACGAUCAGCUGAGGAAAAUGAGUACAUUGAAUAAUCACAUCCACAUGUAUUUUAACAUAGUUCAAAUCAUACAUGGACACGGUCGGAAAGUUGCAGGGGUGCUUAUAAAACGAUUUAAAGAAUCCGAUCUUAUACUCCCUGUGCACAUGUAUGAUUCAAAUAUACGAUACUUCACUUCUCUACACUAUGAAUAUAUCAGUUAUUUUAAAAAAAAUCAAUUUUAAU
This is a messenger RNA of Contarinia nasturtii (swede midge), 2947 nucleotides long. It is a transcript of the gene Ir8a, whose product is annotated as ionotropic receptor 25a. The transcript has 14 exons. Gene Ontology annotation, cellular component: postsynaptic membrane; plasma membrane. The record is from RefSeq and is a predicted model, not a curated record. NCBI's taxonomy places the organism in Eukaryota, Metazoa, Arthropoda, Insecta, Diptera, Cecidomyiidae. Gene Ontology annotation, biological process: monoatomic ion transport; synaptic transmission, glutamatergic; modulation of chemical synaptic transmission. The coding region runs from base 30 to 2756 and encodes 908 amino acids. Gene Ontology annotation, molecular function: glutamate-gated receptor activity; transmitter-gated monoatomic ion channel activity involved in regulation of postsynaptic membrane potential.